UCCUCCUCCUCCUCCUCCUGGCCAUCUCCAAUCCCGGCCGCCGUCCUUAGAGGAAAAACCCAGGGCAAAUCCCAAAAAUCCCCGGGGAGGUCUCGGCCCUUCGGAUCCGUCCCCUCCUGCAUGAGCCACCCGCGUUCCCGGCGAUGGCCCAGCGCUGAAGAUGUCCAUGGCCAGGCUCGGCAGCGUCAAUGGAUUCCUGGAGGACGGCAGGAUGGAGGCGGGAGACAUGGGCAGGAUCCUGCGCUGCCUGGAGAUGGGCACCGUCCUCACCUUGUUCUACCAGAAGAAGUCCCAGAGGCCGGAGAGAAGGACCUUCCAGGUGAAGCUGGAGACGCGGCAGAUCAUCUGGAGCCGCACGCCCGAGAAGGUGGAGGGGGACAUCGACAUCCGGGAGAUCAAGGAGAUCCGCCUGGGCAAGAAUUCCCGGGAUUUCGAGCGCUACCCCGAGGACGCUCGGAAGUUGGACUUCACCAUGUGCUUCAUCAUCCUCUACGGGAUGGACUUCCGGCUGCGGACGCUCAGCGUGGCUGCUUUCUGCGAGGAGGACAUCAACCUCUGGAUAACGGGGCUCAACUGGCUGGUGGCUGAUACCCAGAGGGCCCAGACCCCGCUGCAGAUCGAGAGGUGGCUCCGGAAGCAGUUUGACGGGAUGGACCGGGCGCGGGAAGGCAGCAUCACCGUGAAGGACCUGAAGGCGAUGCUGCCCCAGGUGAACUACCGCGUUCCCAACAUGAGAUUCCUGCGGGAUAAACUCGUGGAAGUGGAAGCCAGGAAUGAAAUGACCUUCUCCCACUUCAUCCAGUUCUACAAAAACCUGAUGUUUGACGCCCAGAAGUCGGUCAUCGAGCAGCUGGAGCUCUCCUUCCCUCUGAGGAACGUGGACCGCCCCGAGCUGUGCCAGGUCUCCCUCUACGACUUCCAGAAGUUCCUGCUGCACGACCAGAAGGAAUCCUGGGCCAGCGACGUGGGCAUGGUGCGGGAAUACAUGUGCACCUACCUCCGGGAGAGCUCCAGCGAGGCGUCGGAUCCCUCCUUCCAGCUGGAUGAGGUGGGUGCCCCCCACCCAGAACCCACCCAGGGGUUCCCCAUCAUCCUGUCCAUCGAGGACCACUGCAGCAUCGUCCAGCAGCGGAACAUGGCCUCCCACUUCAAGAAGGUCUUCGGGGACAUGCUCCUCACCAAGCCCGUGGACAUCAACGCCGACGAGCUGCCCUCACCCACCCAGCUCAAGAAGAAGAUCCUGAUCAAGCACAAGAAACUGGUCGAAGGGAACCUGUACGAGGAGGUCUCCACUGCCAGCUACUCGGAGAACGACAUCAGCAACUCCAUCAAGAACGGGAUCCUCUACCUCGAAGACCCCAUUGACCACACCUGGAGCCCUCAUUAUUUCGUCCUGACGAGCAACAAGAUCUACUACUCGGAGGAGUUGAUGCGGGUGCCGCGCGACGGAGCCUUCCUGGUGCGCAAGCGCGGCGAGCCCAACUCCUACGCCAUCUCCUUCCGGGCGGAGGGGAAGAUCAAGCACUGCCGGAUCCAGCAGGAGGGGAGGCUCUUCAUGCUGGGCAGCUCGGCCGAGUUCGAGAGCCUGGUGGACCUCAUCAGCUACUACGAGAAGCACCCACUGUACCGCAAGAUGAAGCUGCGCUACCCCAUCAACGAGGAGACCCUGGAGAAGAUGGGCACCACCGAGCUGGACUAUGGAGCCCUGUACGAGGUGCGGACCCCCCACUUCUAUGUGGAGGCCAACAAGAUGCCCAUGGCCAGGGUGAUACUGGAGCUGGAUCCCUUUGCACCAGGGAACCCCAACAAAGCAGGUUUAGGGCCUCCUCCAUAUCCCUUAUUCCUUCCUCUCUUCCAGUCCUCGGAAAACAGCCCCCUGGGGAACUUCCUGAAGGGAUUCAUCGACGUCCCGUCCUGCCACGUCGUGAUCUCCAAAGACGGGAGGAGCUCCAAACCAUUUGUCUUCACCAUCCAUUCCCAGCAGAUGUCCCACGCCGCCCAAUCCCUGGACGUGGCCGCGGACACGCAGGAGGAGCUCAGCGAGUGGGUGGCCAAGAUCCGGGAGGCCACGCAGAACGCGGACGCCCGGAUGCAGGAGGGGAAGAUCAUGGAGCGGCGGAAGAAGAUCGCGCUGGAGCUCUCGGAGCUGGUCGUCUACUGCCGCCCGGUGCCGUUCGACGAGGACAAGAUCGGCACGGACAAGGCGUGUUACCGGGACAUGUCGUCCUUCCCGGAGACCAAGGCGGAGAAAUACGCCAACCGCAGCAAGGGCAAGAAAUUCCUGCAGUACAACCGGCGCCAGCUGAGCCGGAUCUAUCCCAAGGGACAGCGCCUGGACUCCUCCAACUACGACCCACUGCCCAUGUGGAUCUGCGGGAGCCAACUCGUGGCCCUCAACUUCCAGACGCCCGGUAAAAUCCUGGGCGCCCGGCACCUGCCCAAGAACGGGAGGAGCAUCGUGUGCCCCUUCGUGGAGGUGGAGGUUUGCGGCUCCGAGUACGACAACAGCAAGAACAAGACGGAUGUCGUAGCCGACAACGGCUUCAACCCCGUGUGGCUCUUCAAGCAGUUCGUCUUCGACAUCAACAACCCGGAGUUCGCCUUCCUGCGCUUCGUAGUGUACGAGGAGGACAUGUUCAGUGACCCCAACUUCUUGGCACAGGCCACCUUCCCCGUCAAGGGCCUCAAAACAGGCUACCGGUCGGUGCCGUUGAAGAACAGCUACACCGAGGACCUGGAACUCGCCUCCCUCCUCAUCCACAUCGAGAUCAUCAACGCCAAGGCAGCAUUUAACCAGUGGAAUUCCAGUAGUUGA
Molecule: messenger RNA, 2815 nt
Organism: Manacus vitellinus (golden-collared manakin)
Lineage: Eukaryota; Metazoa; Chordata; Aves; Passeriformes; Pipridae
Product: 1-phosphatidylinositol 4,5-bisphosphate phosphodiesterase gamma-1-like
Exons: 24
Coding region: 161-2815 (884 amino acids)
Biological process (GO): phosphatidylinositol-mediated signaling; positive regulation of epithelial cell migration; lipid metabolic process
Molecular function (GO): phosphatidylinositol-4,5-bisphosphate phospholipase C activity
Source: RefSeq, a predicted model, not a curated record